UGUUUUUAAACGAUCAGUACUUUGUUGAGCUUAGUCACGGCGGCCAAACCAUCAGUGUACUGCUAAGGAAGUAAAGGGAUACUCAGUCACUCAACUUUUGUUUACUUUCUAAACUGUCAAAAUGUCCAGAGGUAGUAGUGCUGGUUUUGAUCGGUUUAUUACCAUUUUUUCGCCAGAGGGUCGUCUGUACCAAGUUGAGUAUGCUUUCAAAGCUAUAAACCAAGGAGGACUGACGUCUGUGGCAGUAAGAGGAAAAGAUAAUGCUGUUGUUGUGACACAGAAAAAAGUCCCUGACAAACUGUUGGAUGCAGAAACGGUAUCACAUCUGUACAAGUUAACAGACACGAUAGGAUGUGUCAUGACGGGAAUGAUUGCCGACAGCAAAUCUCAAGUGCAGCGUGCCAGAUAUGAAGCUUCUUCCUGGAAGUACAAGUAUGGCUAUGAUAUCCCUGUGGACAUGCUGUGCAAGAGAAUAGCUGACAUCAACCAAGUCUACACUCAGAGUGCAGAAAUGAGACCUCUUGGCUGCUGCAUGAUCCUGAUUGGUUAUGAUGAGGAGUAUGGCCCACAAGUGUACAAGACAGAUCCGGCUGGAUAUUAUUGUGGAUUCAAGGCCACAGCUGCUGGGGUCAAACAGCUAGAGGCAAACAGUUUCUUGGAAAAGAAAAUCAAGAAGAAAAAUGAGUUCACGGACAAUGAAGCUGUUGAGAUGGCGAUCACUUGUCUGUCUACGGUGCUAUCAGCUGACUUCAAGGCCGCUGAGAUUGAGGUUGGGAUUGUUUCAAAGGACAACCCAAAAUUCAGGGUACUGGCUGACAAUGAGACUGAUGUUUACCUCGCAUCCAUUGCUGAGAAAGACUGAGAUUUUUUGGUUUAAAUCCUGUAUCAUUCUGUACGACUGGUGGUCAAUAAGAUAUUUUUCAAUGUUUUGAAUGAAAGUGUUCGAAGUCAGGUAGGGGUUGGUGAAAAAGAGUUUGUGUGUGUAUGUCCUGAGUUUGUAGCUGUUUUAUGUAAUAUGUGAUUUUUUUCCCCCAAAAUGAGCAUGUCUGAUUUAAGGAUGCUGCUGUCAUGAGCAAAUGUUAAUCGCAAAAGUUUUCACAAUGAUAUGAAUAAGCUCAGAGUCUGGCUGUUGUCAUGAAUAAUAUUGGUGUAUGGAUUAAAACUGGGGGCAUAGGAGAAUGCCUUGCAGAUUAUUCUAAUCUGUGUUUGAGUUCAUAAUCCAGUUUGUUCAUGCUAAUUACACGAGUCAGUUGAUUACUUUGUCAUGUUUGACUGAAAGUGACUUAUUUGACAAUAAAGUUUUGGCAUUUCUCCAGUAUUUUA
Messenger RNA from Aplysia californica (California sea hare), 1323 nucleotides. Its product is annotated as proteasome subunit alpha type-6. NCBI's taxonomy places the organism in Eukaryota, Metazoa, Mollusca, Gastropoda, Aplysiida, Aplysiidae. Gene Ontology annotation, cellular component: proteasome core complex; nucleus; proteasome core complex, alpha-subunit complex. The transcript is spliced from 7 exons. The record is from RefSeq and is a predicted model, not a curated record. Gene Ontology annotation, biological process: ubiquitin-dependent protein catabolic process. The coding region runs from base 122 to 862 and encodes 246 amino acids.